Molecule: messenger RNA, 2110 nt
Organism: Corticium candelabrum
Lineage: Eukaryota; Metazoa; Porifera; Homoscleromorpha; Homosclerophorida; Plakinidae
Exons: 12
Coding region: 162-1907 (581 amino acids)
Source: RefSeq, a predicted model, not a curated record
AGUACCGGGGAACGAACAGGAAAGUACAUCGUCAUAAUUCUACGAGGCGCCAAACGAACAAAACAGUCGCAUUCGGUACGCCUCACAUUUUCUUUGGUAAGAAACUCAACUGCUAAGGUAAGUAACUGAGUCAGCAACCAACUAAAAAAAGGGAAGUUACCAUGUCAGAGCCUUUCGAAGAGCUAUCAAGUGAAUCGUUCUCAAACUUGAGCGACACUACGCGACAGAAAGUUGAAGAUAUUUUGCUAGCCAGUGAAGACGAGUUGCACAAGGCAGCCGAAGCGGAGAUGAACGAACGCUUGAACGCGCUCGCAAAAAAGACUGUGGGCAUUGCAAACGAUAUCGAGCGCUGCACUAAAGAGUAUGGAACAACAGCUUCUGCAAACGUAUUGCUAGGUGACGAGGAGGACAGUGACAUGGAAGAGAGCUACGUAGAUGCGAGUAAACCAAUAGCCAGAGAGGACAUAAUACAAGCGCGUUCUGUUUCUGGUAGGCUAAAGCGGGUAUUACAUUUUUGCCAGGGAGAUCAUUUGGAAAUGGCUGAAGCUAAAGUGAAGCUAAGGCCUGUGUUGGAAGGAGACAUUGACGAUUAUGAACAAAGCUAUCAGGAUGUCACAAGAGAUAAAACAUUAACUGCAGUUCAUGGUUUAGCAGAAACAGCAUCAGAGACUAUUUCUGAAAUUAAGAGAAUUGGUCAAGAGGAAGAGGCUUCUGUCGUUCUCAUCACCGAAAUAUUAAACAAAGUUGGGAAAGCAUUUACCACAUGUUGCCAUACUCUUCAGGUGGACAUGCAAAGCAAAAAAGAAGCAGAAAAAGCGCUUGAACAAUUUCGAAAGGAUUCUAUGAGUCGACUUGAGAAGUUGAGGCAUUACGAUAUGCCUGCAGCAGCACAAUUAUUGGAGGAAGCUUUUAGACACUUAUCUGUAUCUCAAACUUGUGCUGCUUCUGAGCUGUCAGAUGUUGAUCGUCAAGUAAUGCAAGUUGAAGAAAGCAACAGACUCACGUUCUUUGACUCUCUAAAACGAGAGGUGAGAGAAACCAUCAGGGACGAGUUGAGAGAGCUUAAAGUGAUGCGAGACCGUUGUGUACAAGACAUCACCUUGGCUGAUCAAGAACAACAGGAACUGAGAGUGAUACAUGGCAAAUGCACUGAUGCGUAUCGAAAGACUGUGGCAACAUAUGAAAAUGAGAUAAAAGAGAACCAAAGACAGCAGGAGAAGCUAUUGCAAGAGCUACGGAAAUUGGAAGAGACGGCAAAUAGGCUGACAGAAGCAAGGGACAAAGAAAAGCAGAUGCAUCAAAUGGCGAUGACAGCCACUGUUUCUGCUGCAGAGGAAAUUGAGAAGGAAGUCGAGAAAGUACAAAGUUUAGAGAAGCGCGCUAGUUCUUCUAUAGUCAUAAUGAAAAAGACAGAAGAAUUAAGUGACUUGAUAUUUGACACGGUCAUACAGAAGGAGCAUAACUUACAAGAGACGUUGGGUGAGAGACUUUCCACAGCACGACGCAUCUACAGAAAAGCACUCCUAGAAUCGGCCGUUGCGCACAAAAUUGAAAUAAAAGACCACAACAUCAACAUCACCCACAUAAAGGACCAGGUUAAACAGCUAUCGUCUGAGAGACGACAGAGAGCCCAAACUGCACUGAGUGCAAGGGUACGUCAAAUUCAAACGCAACUCGAAGAGCUGGAAAAGGAGAUGAAAACGGAGAGGUCUGAACGAGAUAGGAACUUGCAAGAGCUUACAGUGUUGGAGAUGCAGAUUAAAGAACUGGAUAAACAAUACACAGAUGAAGAUCAGCUGGAAAGUGUUGAAACACUGUAUAAGAAAAGAGUUGCAGAGAUCCAGGAAUUCUGGGAGAUGCAUGCUGACAGCACAACUGUAGACUCCAUUAGACUAGAUGAUCAGUGACUUUCAAAUCAUCCCAAGAACCCAAUUAUUACUCUACUAUCAUUUAUUAUCACAUAAUGAUUAUCAACUGUGCUCUCUAGUUGACUUUUUUUUAUCAUCUAUGACGUCUACAGUCUAUUAGUUUGUUAAUGGCAUCCUUACCUAUAGUUAUCUCUUUGCACAAGAGUUCAAUAAGUAUGACUAGAUGUGUUGAGUUUCUGUCA